GAGGAUAUAACAACAGAGGAAAUGGAAUACAAGCUAACGAAUCCACAGAUGCAUCUCUUUAUGUGGGCCGUUUUGACGGACUCUCAUGAAAUGGCCAUAGCGCUGAUGAAUCUCUGUCCGAAACGAACUACGCUGGCCGAAAUGGGUGCCACAAUGAAUAGAUACAUGGCCAAAAUCUUGCCCGCCGAUGAUCGAGCUUCCAAGCAGAUCUUAGAGGAGUAUGCCGUUCAGUUUGACAAGAUCGCCGCGUCGAGUUGA
This is a messenger RNA of Dibothriocephalus latus, 258 nucleotides long. The record is from the annotation of a GenBank genome assembly. Lineage: Eukaryota; Metazoa; Platyhelminthes; Cestoda; Diphyllobothriidea; Diphyllobothriidae.